GAAUGUACUGUUACCUCCGCCGCGCCAGCAGUGUGCGGGGCGGGGCGGCGUAAGGCGGAUGGCUUUUCUCCUCGAACUACAGUCGCCACCCAGCCAUGGCAUCUGCCGCAUUGCUGUUGCUGCUGCUGCUGCUACUAGUGCUUCUUUUCUUGCUGUCACCUAGCGGCGUGAGGGGCGACUUGGUGCUCAGCGGCGGCCUUGCGGCAUCAUCCUUCAGAGUAGGUGCCCCACUUAAAAGGCGAAGCUCAAAGACACUGGCUGAUGUCCCCGGUGCGUCGCAUGUCCACAUGGGCAACAGCCCCGGCCUGCAUUCCCUGCUGGAGGUGGGUAAUAUGGUGAGAUGUGCUGACGACAAGAGGUGUUGGGGCCGCAACCUGAGGCUGCCUCAGUCACGGAUUGCCGGGUUUGGUUCAUUCGACACGUGGCUGGACGCCUUCAUGUACACCCUCAAGCGUGACACUAUAUUCAACGUGGCCAAGAUCGGCGGCAUUCUCCUGCUGCAUUACCUGGCCCCGGGGGUGCUCACCUGGUUCAGCAACAGUUUUGGCUGAGUGCCUCGCCUCGCACCGCUCACAUGUGGAGGAGCAAGCCGAAGAGGGGAUGGAUGACUUCGAUAAAAAAAAAUAUACUAUUGUACAUACAUAAACAAACCUACACAAAGGCUGUCCGCUGUGUAACAACAUUAGGUGAAACAUGUAUAUAUACUAAGUUCCAGCAACACACGUGUACAGUUCUAUCAGCAACAUUACGCAUAUCGUGCAUAUCCUCAAGGCAUUAUUCACCUUAAUAUUUCACUGUAGAUAUCCAUACGUUUCCUUCAUGUACUUCUAUAGCAUACAUUUUAUAAGUAUUAAAAGAAACUACA
Eriocheir sinensis (Chinese mitten crab) is the source of this 865-nucleotide messenger RNA. RefSeq lists its product as uncharacterized. The transcript has 2 exons. Bases 96 to 551 code for a protein of 151 amino acids. The record is from RefSeq and is a predicted model, not a curated record. Lineage: Eukaryota; Metazoa; Arthropoda; Malacostraca; Decapoda; Varunidae.